AUGGUUCUUACCACAGUCGUCUGCUACUUGAUUUGUUGGAUGCCUUAUGGUGUGGUCGCCCUGCUCGCUACCUUUGGAAGUCCUGGAGUGGUGACACCAGUUGCCAGUGUGAUACCUUCCAUUCUGGCCAAAAGCAGUACUGUAUGCAAUCCGCUAAUCUACAUUUUUAUGAAUAAGCAGGUAAACCUAUAA
This is a messenger RNA of Staurois parvus, 192 nucleotides long. NCBI's taxonomy places the organism in Eukaryota, Metazoa, Chordata, Amphibia, Anura, Ranidae. The record is from the annotation of a GenBank genome assembly.